AUGUCCACCUGGGCACCACUCCGCUCCACGUCUCUAAGGCUAGGACCAGUCGGCACCGCAGCAGCCGCCACCGCACUCACAGCGCUCUUCUUCAUCUUCAUCUUCGUCCGGCGCACCAUUUGGAGUAGAACGCCAAGCAGACCUAUCGCCGUCAGUCCGGCGCGGGAACGCGUCCUCGUCCUCGGCGCGUCGUCUGGGCUGGGACGCGCGCUGGCGCUGCGGUAUGCGGCGCGCGGCGCGCGGCUUUGCGUCGUUGCGAGGCGGGGGGAGAGGCUUAGGGAGUUGGUUGGGGAGUGUGAGGGUGUUGUUGGUGGUGGUGGUGUUGGUGUUGGUGGGGCAGGGGAAGGGGGAGAGAAGUGUAUAUGGGAAGCAGCCGACUUCAGCAGCCCAGAGGACAUGGUGCGCGUGCGAGAACGAUUACUUGCUGAAUGGGGCGGCGUCGACACGGUCCUUGUCUGUGCCGGCGUCGCUGCCGUAAGGCCUUUAAUGGAACUCACGCGUCUUGGUGCGAACUCAUCCGUACCAUCAUCCUCAUCCUCAUCCUCACCCCCAUCCUCAUCCUCACCCCCAUCCUCAUCCUCACCCUCAUCCUCAUCCUCGUCUCCACCACUCACACCCAACACCAACACCAGCGUCGCCCCAGGGAAACAAGAACAAGACGCCACCACCGAAGGUUUACACACCGCCCUGACCAUCGCCACGCGCGCCACACAAGCCAACUUCCUCGGCCCCCUCGUCGCGGCCACGGCAUUCGUGCCCCUGCUAACGCGCACAAGCGCCGCGCCGGCUUUGUUGUUAGUCUCGAGCGUCGCGGCCGUGGUUCCGGCGCCGACGCGCGCGCUCUACGCGGCGACCAAGGCCGCGGCGCUGCUGCUGUAUCAGAGCCUCGCGAUUGAGCAUCCGGGCGUCGCGGUAGCGACUGUGCUGCCGGCUACUAUUGAGGGGGAUUUUCGGGCGGGGGCUGUGGACGUUGUCGACGAAAAGAAGGGAGGGGAGCAAGGGGGGAAGGGGGAGGGAGAGAAGGAAAGGGGAAAGUAUAAUAUGAAGGGCCUGAAGCUCGGGUAUGUUGCGCAGAGGUGUGUCGAUGCGGUGGAUCGCGGCGUCCGGGGUUGUGUGGUCGUGCCUUGGUUUCCGUAUGCGGUUGCGCAUCAUCUUUAUUAUGUUUGGCCGUCGUUUAUUGAGGGAAGGGCGAGGCGGAAGUAUGGGUUUGAGGCUUGA
Anthostomella pinea is the source of this 1218-nucleotide messenger RNA. NCBI's taxonomy places the organism in Eukaryota, Fungi, Ascomycota, Sordariomycetes, Xylariales, Xylariaceae. The record is from the annotation of a GenBank genome assembly.